AUGAGCACCUUCGGAAGUCCAGGCCCGUUGCCGUCAACAAGGCCCACCCCGCCGCAAAGAGGAAGCUUCCCCCUAGACCACGACGCAAAUGCCAAAGACUCCAUUGCUUGGGGCACCCGUAUCGUUGGAGGCGUGACGCCUGGCCGUACUGCAGAGCACCUUGGUCUUCCAGUGCUUCCUACGGUUCGAUCGGCGGUGGAACAGCUAAAGCCGGAUGCCACGGCCAUCUACGUGGCGGCCCACCAAGCCGCGGCUGCAAUUGAAGAGGCAAUAGAAGCCGAAGUCCCUCUCAUCGUAGCCGUCGCGGAACACAUCCCCCUGCAUGAUAUGCUUCGAUUCAAGGUCCAUUCCAUGCUAAAAUUGCAAUCCAAGUCUCGCCUUGUUGGCCCCAACUCGCCUGGGUUUCAACCGCUGCCGUGCUUUACGCCCGGUAGAGUAGGGAUCGUUGCAAAAUCCGGGACCCUGAGUUAUGAAGCAGUGGCGUCAACCACGCGGGCAGGCCUUGGGCAGAGCUUGUGCAUUGGUGUGGGUGGCGACAUCGUCCCCGGUACCAAUCUCCAAGAGGCCCUGAGCGUUCUUGAACAUGACCCGGACACAGACGCCAUUGCCUUGAUCGGUGAAAUUGGAGGUAGAGGUGAAUUUGACGUCGCCGAUUGGCCCGUGGCUGCCUUGGUUGCAGGUAUCGCCGAGGAGCCCGGCCGCAUCAUGGGCCACGCCGGUGCCUUCACCACUGUCGGGGAACCGAACGCAAACGCCAAGAUAACCGCGCUUGAAUCUGCAGGAGCGACGGUAGUCGGCCAUCCAGCAGAGUUUGGCGACGCCCUGAAAGCAAGGCUGGAGGCUAGAGCUGCAGCCUCUGGACUGGGGCCAGGAGGAGGAGGUGGCGUUCGGUCGCUUGGGGGGACUCAGCGCCGCCAGUUUCAUACCGUUGCCCACAGACCCCGGCACAGAGAGAAACCAAAGUCGCUCUUCCGCCAACAACAACGGAGGCAUCUUUAUAUCUCCGAGGACCAAUGCAUGGACCUCCUCCGGCAAACCGGCAAAAUCAACUGCGAUACAGCGGCCUCCGGUGCUCAAAAGCUGUUGGGUAUCAGUAUUGAUCGUACGGCACGAUCCCCUUGUAUCAUCGCUUCGCCGACCGCCGAGGAGACCAGCCUGAACGAAUCCGUGGAACGCUAUCCCUUCGAUUACGGGAGCGACCUUGAUGCGCUCGUCAUCGAGCAGGUGGCAAGGCAUUUGCAGCUAAGUCCAGGCGAAAGCGGCGUGAAAUCUCUUCGCCAUCUUCUCAAGGCCUUGACAGCCAUCUUUUACGACAAGGAAGCAUUCUUCCUAUCCACGUCUAUAGUGGAAAACUCGGGCGAGCUUAUGGUCGUGGGUGCACGCUUCGGCUUCGACGACGCUGCAUACCGCAGCUGCGGCCGGCAAGCCGAGUUACAACAACUGCGGAAUAUCGCCGCAGAGGACCCGUGUGAGAUUGAGGCGGAGAAAAACUGCAUCGUUUACAUUAAGCUCAAGGGACCCGGGACAAUCGGCACCCUUGUCAACGGCGCAGGGUUGGCCAUGAACACUGUUGAUGCGCUUGCCGGGCACGCCGCCAAUUUCCUCGACACCGGGGGCAAGGCCACGUCCCAGACGGUAAAGCAGAGCUUCGAGAUUAUUCUGCGAGACCCGAGGGUCCGCGUGAUUUUUGUCAAUAUCUUUGGCGGGCUAACCCUCGGCGAUAUGAUUGCCAGGGGUAUCAUCAUGGCCUUUAAGGAGUUGUCUCCCAGCGUCCCUGUUGUUGUACGCAUCAGGGGGACAAAUGAGAGAAAAGGUCAAAGGCUUAUCUCUGAAAGUGGCUUGCCGCUGUACGCAUUCGAUGAUUUCGAGGCGGCGGCGGCUAAGGCAAUCGAACUGUCGAAAGAUGCCUGA
This is a messenger RNA of Chaetomium globosum CBS 148.51, 1911 nucleotides long. RefSeq lists its product as uncharacterized. NCBI's taxonomy places the organism in Eukaryota, Fungi, Ascomycota, Sordariomycetes, Sordariales, Chaetomiaceae. The transcript has 7 exons. Gene Ontology annotation, molecular function: succinate-CoA ligase (GDP-forming) activity; succinate-CoA ligase (ADP-forming) activity. The record is from RefSeq and is a predicted model, not a curated record. Gene Ontology annotation, biological process: tricarboxylic acid cycle. Bases 1 to 1911 code for a protein of 636 amino acids. Gene Ontology annotation, cellular component: succinate-CoA ligase complex (ADP-forming); mitochondrion.